Aspergillus niger is the source of this 1146-nucleotide messenger RNA. RefSeq lists its product as hypothetical. The transcript has 10 exons. The record is from RefSeq and is a predicted model, not a curated record. Bases 1 to 1146 code for a protein of 381 amino acids. NCBI's taxonomy places the organism in Eukaryota, Fungi, Ascomycota, Eurotiomycetes, Eurotiales, Aspergillaceae.
AUGAAGGGGUGGGCACAGAACCAGAAAAGGCAAAACAGUGACUGGUCACGGGCGCAAGUAGGAAAAAUAAAUAAGUGUGAAACCCUUGGCCCAAGCUGCAGCAGUAGUGAUGAUGAAUUGGCUGAUGGAAAUCUCACCUGCUUAAGCCACGAGGAGAGGGCGCCUAAUUGUGAGGGAUCAACAUGGGAGAAGGAAGUAGCAGUGGUGGUAGCUCCACGAUACGAAGAACAACCAGAUAGACAAACAGCCGAUUCAACGCCAGUGUUGCAACGCACAAAACCCAAUAGCAAAUGGGAAACUCAAUGGGAUGACAAGAAAAAGCCGUCGUACCUUAUCUCUGGGUCCCUCGAGCGGGUGGGCAAAGAAGACGCACUAGAAGGACUAGCUUACUCGUUUAGUGAGAGCCGGCGUGUAAAGAACAAUCGACACGAUCCACUCGACCCCAAGCGACCCAAAGGUCAAAACGAGAUAGAAAGUAGGGGGGAAAAGAUGAGUAAGAGAAAUGAAAAUGCGGAGAUGCAACUCAAAAUAAGGGCGGAGGAAGUUAAUCAGACUAGCAAUGCACCUCUGAUGCAAGUCUGCCAAAUGACAACCACGAGGGCAAUGGUCGAGACCCCAAGACCAGUCGCGUGUUAUCACGGGAGGGGAGGCUUAUCUCCAGGGGUUGGAGAUAUAGGAGGAAGAUGUGAAUGGAGCAAAAGCACAAAUCACAGUGAUAGCAGAACAGCCAGGGAGAAGUUGGACAGGAUCGAUAAUCCGGCUGAACUCAUCCGUCAUCGGAUCCAUAGCAACGGUGACAUCGCUCGUUCGAAGCUUAGCCGAAUGCGGGGAGACGAUUCGGCUCAAUUGCUGGUUCUUCUUGGGUCUUCCCCGCCCAGUGGAGUCGGACCGGACCCAGUAACCGAACCCAAUGACCCAUUGGAUAAAGAAGCACAGCAGAAAGAAGGAAAGAGGAAAGCGGGAAUGGGAAAGGAAGGAAGGAAUGAAUGCAUGCAGACAAACAACAGCACACUGUUCCUUCCCGUUUGGGGUCUGCAAUUCAGAGUGUCUGAAAAAGGCAAGUACUUUGAGUCACGUGGACAUGUAUCACGCCAGACGGUGUUUGGUAUCCCAGCGACGAGAUUAGGAGCUCAAUAUGCAACAUGA